AUGGUCUCGAGCGACGAUAUACCUGUCAUCGAGGUGCUUGACGACCAAGACACACUCUCAGAGACUGAACACGCUCUCGGUGGCGGCGGAAAAAGUGACCCGAGGAAGAGAAAGGUCCAAGAGCAGCUAGAGGAAAAGGUGCAAUGGACCGACGAGUCGGACGGCGGGCCGGCGAAGCCCAAGAAAAAGAAGGCGAAGCGCAAGUCCAAGAAGACAUCGAAAGUCCACGGCGACGAGGUCAAGGGCAACGACGAUGAACUGGAUCUCGGCGGAAUCCCAGACUACUUGCAGGAGAGGAGGCGGGCCUUUGAUGCCGACAAGAAGCUGCACCACGAGGCCGCCCUCAUGCUGCCCCCGGACUACACCGACAUUAUCUUUGACGAGCCGGGGACGCUAGGGGAAGUAAAGGAGCGGCCCGAGUUCAGUGCAUUCAGCGGCAUCAAGCCCUCGAGACCGUACGAAGACAUAGAGCUUCCCCAGUCCGCGGGUCUGAUCCCUGCCUCCAUUGCCCAGUAUCUUCGCGACUAUCAGGUGGCUGGCGUCAAGUUUCUCCAUCGAAAGUUUGUGUACCAGGAGGGCGGAAUCCUCGGUGAUGACAUGGGCCUGGGCAAGACGGUUCAGGUCGCCGCCUUUUUGACCGUUGCCUUUGGCAAGAAAGGUGACGAGCGCGAUGCCAAGCGCAUGCGAGAGGUUCGCUUCUGCGGCGGCCGCUGGUAUCCGCGGGUGCUCAUCGUCUGUCCUGGGUCUCUCAUCAUGAACUGGAAGAACGAAAUGAACCGUUGGGGAUGGUGGCACAUCGAUGUCUUCCACGGAACCAACAAGGACGAUGUGUUGGGCACUGCUCGGUCUGGCCUGCUCGAGAUCAUGAUCACCACUUACGACACGUACAAGAACAAUCGCAGCUCCAUCAACAUGGUCCAGUGGGACGUCGUAGUCGCCGACGAGUGCCACAGGCUCAAGGACAGAUACUCGGAGACGACAAAGGCCAUGGCGGAGAUCAACGCACUAUGUCGCAUCGGACUCACCGGCACGGCCAUUCAGAACAAGUACGAGGAGCUCUGGACUUUGCUCGACUGGACCAAUCCCGGACACUUUGGCACCCGGGCAGAGUGGACGCAGAGCAUUGCCAAGCCAUUGACAGUCGGCCAGUCGCACGAGGCCACCUUUGCGCAGCUCAGCCUCGCCCGACAGACGGCCAAGAAGCUCGUCCAGAACCUCCUCCCCCGUUACUUUCUCCGGCGCAUGAAGACGCUGAUAGCCGACCAGCUGCCCAAGAAGACGGACAGAGUCGUCUUUUGCCCCCUCACGGACCUGCAACGAGAAGCAUACGAAAAUUUCCUCGACAGCGCAGGACUCUUGCUCCUGCGGACCAUCUCGGACACCUGCCCACACGGGAAUAAGAAGGGCUGGUGCUGCGCGACACAUCUCCCGGACGGGACCUCGUGGCAGCGGAUUGUGUUUCCAAGCAUCAUCGUGCUGCAGAAACUGGCGAACCACCUGACGCUGCUCGUGCCAUCGACGACGGACCUGGAGCCCAAGCACAAGUCGGAGCUGAGAACGCUCCAGACCUGCAUGCCCGACACUUGGAAAAAGCUGUACGAGCAGCGGGACCAGAUUAGGAACCUGGUCGACCCCGAGUUCUGCGGCAAGUGGAAGAUUCUCAGGAAGCUGCUCAAGUUCUGGCGCAACGGCGGAGACAAGGUUCUCGUCUUCUCCCACAGCGUGCGUUUGCUGCGCAUCUUGCAGCAUCUCUUCACCAACACAAGCUACAAUGUCAGCUACCUGGACGGCUCCUUGUCUUACGAGCAACGGCAGGAGACGGUUGACACCUUCAACUCGGACCCGAGGCAGUUUGUGUUUCUCAUCUCGACCAAGGCGGGCGGCGUGGGUCUCAACAUCACCUCUGCGAACAAGGUCGUCAUUGUCGAUCCCCACUGGAAUCCGUCAUACGACCUCCAGGCGCAAGAUCGUGCGUAUCGCAUCGGCCAGACUCGCGACGUCGAAGUCUUUCGCCUCAUCUCCCUCGGCACGGUGGAGGAGGUUGUCUACGCGCGGCAGAUUUACAAGCAGCAGCAGGCAAACAUUGGGUACACUGCUUCGUCCGAGCGCAGAUACUUUCGCGGUGUUCAGCAGAACGCGGAGAGAAAGGGAGAGAUAUUCGGCCUCUCCAACAUCUUUACGUACCACAAGGACAUUGGCUUGCUUCGAGACAUUGUCAACAAGACAAACGUUGCCGAGGCCAAGGCGGGAGUGCAUCUGGCGGACGUGGACAUGGAAAAGGCAGCCCAAGAGGACGAACAGCUCGGGGUCGCGAAAAAAGAGGAAGCUGAUGAGGACGGUGGGCUUAACCGUCUGGCGACCCUGCUUACCGCCGAGGACCAGGAGAAGAUGCUCGAGUCUCAGAGGGUGACGACGCCGAAGACGGAUGCUAUCCAAGCCAUCCUUACCUCGGUCGGGGUCGAGUACACCCAUGACAACUCGGAAGUCAUUGGCUCGUCCAAAGUGGAGGAACAGCUCUCUCGGCGGGCCGCAAUGGCAUCGUACGCCGACGCCGACAUGGAAGGACAGAGCGCACUAUUCGCCGACUCGGAAGACGAGGACAAUGGGCAGGCCCCGCACCGGCUAUACAGGCCUCCGGAAGACAUAUGUCUACGGCAAUUCUGUGAAAUGGCACGGACAUUGGGGUUUGCCAGUGCAACAGAGUUUGCCCUAGUUGUGGAAAGCUGGCCACAGGAGACGCGGAGGAGAUGCCUGGACACCUUUUACAAGAAACGAGAGGAGGCUCUGGCGGCUGCGGAUGAGGACGGGGAGCUGCACGCCUCGCCUCAAGUGAAGAAGGCGGAGGACUCGGAACACGAGCAUGUUGAGGACAAGGACAUUAAGCUCGAGGACACCAAGGCCGGAAUGGUGAAGGCCGAAAAGGUCAAGGGCGAGGGUAUUCAGCUCGAGGACGCCAAGGUUAGAGGUGUGAAGUUGGAGGAAGUGAAGAGCGAGGAUACCAAAGCUAGAAUUGUGAAGGCGAAGGAAGUCAAGAGCGAGGGCGCGAAGCUCGAGGACACCAACUACAGAGGCAUGAAGGCGGAGGAAGUCAAGAGCGAGAUGCCAAGCGUGCAGCCGAGUGCCCGCCCGGACAUGGAUGACGACAAGGCCAAGGUCAUGCUUGAAGGCACGACGAAGAGGACGUCGAUCUUCCUCGUCGAUGACGACGAUGACGACGACGAGCUUUGA
Hirsutella rhossiliensis is the source of this 3228-nucleotide messenger RNA. Its product is annotated as type III restriction enzyme, res subunit domain-containing protein. NCBI's taxonomy places the organism in Eukaryota, Fungi, Ascomycota, Sordariomycetes, Hypocreales, Ophiocordycipitaceae. Gene Ontology annotation, molecular function: ATP-dependent chromatin remodeler activity; ATP binding. Bases 1 to 3228 code for a protein of 1075 amino acids. The record is from RefSeq and is a predicted model, not a curated record. The transcript has a single exon.